AUGACCUCUCUGCAUUACGCCGCAUCGAUCCCGAGCCUCCACCUCUUAAGCAAGUGCAAGAGCAUCGAUUCACUGCGGAAAGCUCACACGAUCUUAACUAGGAAUGGACUCAUGUCUGACAUCUCUCGUGCAACAAAGCUCCUGUUAUCACCAGAACAGAACAGAGAGAGUUUCGAAGUCGUAAAGUUUCAAGUUCUUCACUACCAAGUUGGGCAGAAGUAUGAGCCUCACUAUGAUUAUUUCUUAGAUGAGUUCAACACCAAGAACGGUGGACAACGUAUAGCUACUGUACUUAUGUACCUCUCGGAUGUUGAUGACGGUGGCGAGACAGUGUUCCCUGCUGCGAAAGGAAACAUUAGUGCAGUCCAAUGGUGGAACGAGCUAUCGAAAUGUGGGAAAGAAGGACUCCAUGUUCUACCAAAGAAGAGAGAUGCUUUACUUUUCUGGAACAUGAGGCAUGAUGCUUCUCUAGACCCUUCCAAUGGAUGUCCAGUGGUGAAAGGAAACAAUUGGUCAUCCACGAAAUGGUUCCACGUCCACGAGUUCAAAGUCUAA
Raphanus sativus (radish) is the source of this 555-nucleotide messenger RNA. RefSeq names its product prolyl 4-hydroxylase 5-like. Gene Ontology annotation, cellular component: endoplasmic reticulum. Lineage: Eukaryota; Viridiplantae; Streptophyta; Magnoliopsida; Brassicales; Brassicaceae. The transcript has 4 exons. Gene Ontology annotation, molecular function: iron ion binding; procollagen-proline 4-dioxygenase activity; L-ascorbic acid binding. Bases 1 to 555 code for a protein of 184 amino acids. Gene Ontology annotation, biological process: peptidyl-proline hydroxylation to 4-hydroxy-L-proline. The record is from RefSeq and is a predicted model, not a curated record.